Molecule: messenger RNA, 498 nt
Organism: Penicillium pulvis
Lineage: Eukaryota; Fungi; Ascomycota; Eurotiomycetes; Eurotiales; Aspergillaceae
Exons: 1
Coding region: 1-498 (165 amino acids)
Source: RefSeq, a predicted model, not a curated record
AUGGCAGACCCGAUCCCACCUCAGUUCAGAGACAAUGAGAGUUGGCUUUGGAUUCAAGAAGCCACGGUGGAGAUCUAUUAUCCAGGCACCUCUGUGAUAAAGGUUUCCUGGCCAAUUGACUCUCUGCAGGAUUGUAGGUACCGCGAUGAUCUGUGGCUCCGGGCCGACUCUAUCGAUUAUUGGACCUUGAUGAAUCUCCUGGACACGUAUGCCGACACCAUACCGUGGGAUGACAACAUUCAUGAACUCUGUUGGAGUCCUAUCAAGCCCGGUCCCGAAAAUGGAUAUCUUGUUAAUCAAAGUCACCAUGAUGAGGUCCUUAUCGACGAGGACAACUUUGCUCUGACCAUGGUGGAGGCUAUCGAUACUUUUUGUGGCUAUCGUCCACAGCCUGGUGGACGUCCAUACAGAGGGGAAAUCUCCAUCUACUGCGUUGUCCGCCCCAAAGGGUACUGCAGCAUUGAUUCUGGUCAGUAUCUUUCACUUGCUGAACCCUAG